Penicillium bovifimosum is the source of this 1599-nucleotide messenger RNA. Its product is annotated as CDP-diacylglycerol--glycerol-3-phosphate 3-phosphatidyltransferase. Lineage: Eukaryota; Fungi; Ascomycota; Eurotiomycetes; Eurotiales; Aspergillaceae. The record is from RefSeq and is a predicted model, not a curated record. Gene Ontology annotation, molecular function: CDP-diacylglycerol-glycerol-3-phosphate 3-phosphatidyltransferase activity. Gene Ontology annotation, biological process: cardiolipin biosynthetic process. The transcript has 3 exons. The coding region runs from base 1 to 1599 and encodes 532 amino acids. Gene Ontology annotation, cellular component: mitochondrion.
AUGUUCGGUCGCAUUGGAGGGCAAACGCUUCGUUCAGCUUGGCGUCACCCAGUUGCUCGUCAGAAACUAUGCGCCCGCAAGUUCUCUGCGCAGUCGGGUCCGGGGGCUGCAACUGCUGCACCCGCUCCUUCGCCGUUAGCAGGAAUCACUGCGGAGUUAGACCGAAUCGCGCCCCGAUUUGAGGUGCCUGCGUCUCAGAUUCAUAUUGUUGACUCUCCGGCCAAUUUCUACUCGACAUUGAAGAACAAAAUCCGCAAUGCUAAGCGGCGCAUUUAUCUCUCUACCUUGUAUAUCGGAAAGACAGAACACGAUCUUGUCGAUACCUUGAGCCAAGCUCUUCGCGAUAACCCGGAUCUCAAGGUCUCUAUUCUCACGGACGCUUUGCGCGGCACACGAGAGACCCCGAACCCUUCAUGCGCCUCGCUUCUUUGCUCGUUGGUCGAAGAGCAUGGACCCGAACGAGUCGAGAUUCGGAUGUUUCAUACUCCCAAUUUGACGGGUCUGAGAAAGAAAUACAUCCCAGCCCGCAUCAAUGAGGGCUGGGGCUUGCAGCAUAUGAAGUUGUACGGUAUCGACGACGAGAUCAUUCUAUCAGGAGCAAACCUAUCAGAGGAAUACUUCACCAGCCGCCUAGAUCGGUACCAUGUCUUCGACUCCGAGGUACUCACCGAAUAUUACGCCCGAAUCCACCAUGCAAUCUGUAGCUUGAGCUUCCGCAUCCUGCCAGACCCUGAAACCCCAUCCAGCUAUAUCAUGGAGUGGCCUUCCACAAACAAAGCCCCUUCACCUCUAGAUGACCCUCUGGACUUCAUUGCAUCUUCUUCGGCAUUCUUGACCCCGCUCAUUCAGGCUUCCGACAACAAGCCCGCAAUUUCAUCCGGAUCAAGUCAAACAUACGUCUACCCUGUAUCGCAGUUCACCUCUAUCCUGCAACCGCAAGAUACCUCUACAGAAUAUCCAGCCGUGACGACAAUCCUAGGCCUCCUAUCCACUUCAUCAGUAUUUGCCGGUGCUCGCUGGCUCUUCACAGCAGGAUACUUCAACAUCCACCCCGUCCUUUCCUCCCUCCUCAUUGCAAGCACAACCACACCCUCGAAGACUCCCACCUCCACACAAGGGACCGUCUUAACAGCCUCCCCGUGGGCAAACGGAUUCUUCGGCUCCUCCGGUAUCUCCGGUAUGCUGCCAGCCGCAUACACCCACCUUGCCGGCCGCUUCCUGGACCGCGUCGGCGCAGCAGGAGCCACCGACGCCAUUCAGCUGAAGGAAUGGCGCAAGGGUACUGUUGGUACACCGGGCGGGUGGACCUACCAUGCCAAAGGUCUGUGGGUCACGCUGCCGCGCGAGGAACACCCCAGUCUCACCUUUGUGGGCAGCAGCAACUACACGAAGCGCAGCUACAGCCUGGACCUUGAGUCCGGUGCGGUUGUCGUGACGAAUGACCCCGAGCUGAAGCGUAAGCUGGGUGAGGAGACGGAGCGUCUUCAGGAAAAUGCUAGCCCUGUCUCGAGGGAGGAUCUGAUGCGCACGGAGAGGAGAGUCGGGUGGAAUGUGAGACUCUCCAUGUGGAUUGUCGAGAAGGUUGGCGGUGCCUUCUAG